AUGCUAGAAGAAAUAAUUGUGAAUGCUGAUGAAAUGCCCAAGCUUUCUAGUGAUAAUCCAAUAUCGCAUAACACAAGAGGUUCAGGGAGCAGAGCAAAUGGAGUUUGGAGAACUACAUCAGCAGGGGACCAGUUGCCACUGACCAGCCAGGUUAGGAAUACUUCCUCAUCCACAUCUCCUUUGCUCAGCAGCACUCAGACAGGACGAGCCACAUCAGCCGCACCAAGCUUGGUGAAACAAUUGAGCAAAACCCAAGGAGAACAGCAAGAAGGCUUGAAGGGUGAUCAGGUCCAACAGGACAAGAUCUGGAGAGAGUUUGUGGAUGCUGAAAGACGGGCAACCAAAUACUGGUAUCAGAACUGGGAUUUCCUAAAGGACUAUGAUCCAAUGGGCAAGAAAAAAGAGCAUGAGCAACUGCCUCAGUAUGUAUCAGUAUUUUCAGACAAGAUUCCCAACACUAAUGGCCACAUUUUUGGCAGCCAAAUGAACACUGAUCUUGGCAAAACUCUGGUAAAAAUGGACUACUUCUUCAACUAUGGAAGAAGAAAAAACAAACUUGAACAGGAACUUCAGCCUUCAUAGAAUAACAA
Molecule: messenger RNA, 590 nt
Organism: Heteronotia binoei (common prickly gecko)
Lineage: Eukaryota; Metazoa; Chordata; Lepidosauria; Squamata; Gekkonidae
Gene: CIMIP5
Product: chromosome 1 C2orf50 homolog
Exons: 3
Coding region: 1-582 (193 amino acids)
Source: RefSeq, a predicted model, not a curated record